Molecule: messenger RNA, 1167 nt
Organism: Cuscuta campestris
Lineage: Eukaryota; Viridiplantae; Streptophyta; Magnoliopsida; Solanales; Convolvulaceae
Source: the annotation of a GenBank genome assembly
AUCGCCCAAAGGCAAAUUCCGCAGCAUUCUUAUUCCCGAGCUCACGAUUAAUCUGGAUUCAUACAUACAGAAGAUAACCAGAAAUUGUGAUCUUCGCCCCGUCAGAUCUUUGUCCAUUACAUCGUUCCCUGCUCGGCAGUUUAUAAGUUUUUGGGAUAAACCUAAAGAAUCCGAGAGAUAUGGCGCAAGCAGUCGAAGAAUGGUACAAGCAGAUGCCCAUCAUCACCCGCUCCUACCUCACCGCCGCCAUCGUCACCACGAUCGGCUGUUCCUUAGAGAUUAUAUCUCCGUACAAUUUAUACUUGAAUCCCAAGCUGGUGGUGACGCAUUACCAGUUCUGGCGCCUCAUUACCAACUUUCUCUACUUCAGGAAAAUGGAUUUGGAUUUUUUGUUUCACAUGUUUUUCCUGGCACGAUACUGCAAGCUCCUUGAGGAGAACACUUUCAGAGGAAGGACUGCAGACUUCUUCUACAUGCUUUUUUUUGGAGCCACCGUGCUAACCGGAAUUGUUCUCAUUGGUGGAAUGAUACCUUAUGUCUCGGAGUCAUUUGCAAAGAUCAUCUUUCUCAGCAACUCACUAACAUUUAUGAUGGUAUAUGUUUGGAGCAAGCAAAACCCCUACAUCCAUAUGAGCUUUUUGGGUCUCUUUACUUUCACAGCUGCUUAUCUUCCAUGGGUGCUUUUGGGCUUCUCUGUUCUCGUUGGGGCUAGUGCUUGGGUCGAUCUAUUGGGGAUGAUUGCAGGACAUGCAUACUACUUUCUCGAGGACGUUUACCCGCGGAUGACCGGACGCCGACCACUGAGGACACCCGCCUUCAUCAGAUCAUUGUUUGCAGAAGAGCCGGUGGUGAUGGGUGGACGCCAUGUCCAGUUUGCAGCUCCUCCUCCUCCUCCUCUGGAAGGAGAAGAUCACCAUAAUUGAAUCAUUUAGUUCAUGAGGUUCUCUCGACUUCUAUGUGUACUAAUUUAGUUCCAUUUGCUUAUGUAAAUGUAAAUUUACAUGGAUAUCUUCUCAUUCACAAGAUUUUUACCUUCUUUUUGACAUCCAACAACAUUAUUUUAACUCUCCACCCCCAGUUGAGAAAUUAUUUUGGGACGUGCCCUUAGCACAUUAUAAGUACUUAUACUGUAUAAAACCUUCGAUUGACAUUAAAGAACUCUCCAUG